Messenger RNA from Fukomys damarensis (Damara mole-rat), 6489 nucleotides. RefSeq names its product zinc finger protein 878. The record is from RefSeq and is a predicted model, not a curated record. NCBI's taxonomy places the organism in Eukaryota, Metazoa, Chordata, Mammalia, Rodentia, Bathyergidae.
AGCCCAGCCACCCUGCCUUGCAGCCCGUCGGCUAUGGGCUGAAACCUCUACCUCCUGUGAACCCGAAGCGGCCUUUCCUCCUUCAGUUUGCGGGUGUUAGGUAUCGCGUCUCCGUGCUGAGAAAGAAGCUCGCAGAUGUGUUUAGUGGUAGUGUUUUCCUGAGGGCACUGGUGUCGCACCUUGUCUCGUGGGAGUCGAAACGUGACUCGCAGUUGUCUCUGCCAGUGUUUGCAGUUAGAUUGUAGGGAGCAGAAAUUGUGUUCCCGGUGCGUGCGAUCCCGUGGACUAUUCGGUUAUCAUCGUGCUGUCCCGUGUCUGUUGUGGCUGCAUCUUAAAGAUCCACUGUGCUGAGGACCAGCAGCUGUCCUCCUCCAGGGCAGUUUACCUUACUGUGGUUGUGGAAGCCCUCUGGCUCUUUGACACUUACUUUGGUCCCAGUUUUGGAGAUAACAGGUUCCUUGAAGUGCCCUGCAUACUGCGGUCACAGUACCCUAAGAGCCUCAGGAAUGAGGACGGGUCAGAGCCACCUGCACAAGGCCUCGCCCAUAAAACUCUCACCGUGCAGUAUUUCUGCUAGAGGUGUGGUUAAUAGCGCACCGUGGCCUCCAUGUUCCUCCUGUCUCCUCCAUCCGCGUGUCCUUUCUCCGCCGCUCCUUUCUCUCUUCUUUGGUUUCUUCUCUUUUCUUUUCUCUUUCCUUCUUUCAGAGAUCUAUAAAGGCUUAGAAGCUCUCGGGUCGUAAACCCCAGAAGGUGGCCCACUGGAGUACUCAGUGUGAGUUCUCCUUGUCCCUGAACGGUGACAGGCGUUGAGAAGCCACACGCGUGUCCCUCGUGUGCACUGGAAACGUCAUCGUGUGGCCUUGAGCACUGCUGCAGAUGGGUGAUUUACAUCGAGUCGUGUGUUUCGACCUCACGAAGGGUCACGCGUGUGGCAGUGACAGAUUUUGAAAGAGCAGCUUCUGAAGUGCUUGGCAUUUGUUAUACAGCUGGCUGGUGGGUCCUUUGAGAUGUGGGAUGAAAGUAAUAGCUUUGCAGAAUGAACAUUACAGGUCAGUCACGAGGCUCGGAGCAGGCUGGGACUCUACCCAACAGGAGUGAGGAGAGACCACCGAGCUCAGGAGAGAGGUGGACACCGAGCUCAGGAGAGAGGUGGACAACUCGCUGCCCAUUCGCGUGUACUUAAACCUGGGAAUUUUCCAAAUGGGUUUUUGGUCUCCGACCAUUCUCUCAUAAGUAUCAAGCAUUGUUUCUCUUUGUGAUUGUCACCAUGAGAGCCUGGCUGUGUUGCUGGGGGUAAAUGCACCAAAUUUUAGUACAGCUGAGACCUGGCCCGGGAAAUGUCUCCUCUCAAACUUCUGUGCUCGUUCACUGGGACACGUUACGUAUUGCUUUCCUUGUUCCGUUCCUCAGCUUCUCCUGAAUAGUUCUGUAGCUCUACCUCCUUUUGCUCCUAGUUGGUCCUCAACGGCUGUGGGUUUUAAGUCAGCUUGCUUUUUUGUUAUUAAGAAAGAAGCAUUCCUUCUCCGUCUUUUCUGGUGGACUGGAAAGUGGAAGUGCAUGAGUUCACCGUUUGAUUUUUAGUGACAAUAUUUAACCCUCAGCCUUCAUUCCGUUUGUGUCCCAGUGGAGGACAGUGUGAUCAAAAGCCUAGGUGUGCGCAGCUUCGGACCCGACGGAUGCUCUCACAGGCCACAACUCUGCCGGAAGAGUGAGUUUCACUGUGUGUCCCCCGGUCCCCGCCAUCACCUCUCGGGCCAGGCUCCUCUCUUCCCUCUUUGAACACACUUGGCACACGGUCGAGAGUCCUGCUCUAAGGUACCUAGUGCUCUGCUACGUGAGCAGCGUUCCUGUUGGUUCUCCGUCCUGUAUCUUCUCAAAGGCGAACACGAAAGCCACUUACUUCUCUCCAGGAGAGCGUGGGAGUGUAUACCACGAGUCGGUGGGUGUGUGUGCAUCACCUUGAAUGCUGUCUUGUCUCUGUGUGAUCUUCUGCCCUACCCGCCUCCCGCGCACACUGCUUGCUGGCUGUCUGGAGACCUCACGCUUUCAACUGUACUGCUUUGUUCACUGCGCCCAUUUGGGGAAUUCUCAUGUUUCUAUUUUAGAAUGUGGGUAACCAUGUAAAGUUUCUUUCCAUGUGGCAAUUUAAUGUUUAUAUAUUUCACAAUUAAUUUUAUUCUCAUAAAGAAACUUUUUUUGUAUGAGGAUCGAACUUAGAACCUUGCUUAUGCAAGGCAACUGCCACUGAGCGAAAUCCCCGGUCCCCCUCAUAAAAUCUUGCCCAAAGAAAGAUCUGCCCUUUGCUUUCGUCUUCUGAGAGGUAGACCCUGGGCUAUUAGACCAUGCCAGAGUGUCUAACCGUGUGAUUUUCUUUUUUUUUAAUUGGUACCAGGGAUCAAACUCGGGACCCCGUGCCUGUGAGGCAGGCAGUGUCACCACUGAGCUAAGUCCCCGACCCCCUCCUAAAAUCUUUAGGUGAGUUUUAACAAUAACAACGUAAAUAUCGCAGCAACCCUCAGAAUGUUUGACAACUGAGCCCUGGGCCGGAUUAAGAGUAUCGAGGUGAAACGCGAUUACACGCGUCCUCUCUCCCCCGAGGACAACCCCUGUCCUGUUUCUUGUGGCGUUUCGUAUGAAUUUACCAUAUGUAGCUGUCCCUCUGCGGUGUUGGUCUAGUGUUAUCACCUGCAGGUGUUCCGUAAAUCAGCCCUCCAGAAAUCGCACAGAAAAGCAUCACGGGAGAUGGUUUGGCCGCGGUGUGAAGAGGAGGACGUGGCUGUGGAGUGCGCCGGUUCCUCCUUCGCUUCGUCCCACGUCUCCCUGCCAGUGUGUCUCUCUUCUGCCUGUUUCCUCUCACAGGGCCGUGGAUCUUCCUUUUAUUUGGUGUUUUCUCUUCAGGUCUCCAUGCUGCACCCUCGUUCCCUAUGUGUGCAUUUCUUCCUUGGCACACGUAUUCUUCUCCUUUCGUACACUACAAACACUCUUUAAUUUUCUCAUCUGUUUUACCUUCCAUGAUUGACAUAGCUUUCACUUGGUCAUAACCCAAAGGCCGAGAAGUGAUGACGUAGGUUUUAAUAUCUCCUUCUCCUCGGAUAGCUUCGUGAAUUUCUUCUGGGGAAACACUGUUUCCAAAAGUAUUCAAGUUUAUGUUUUCGAUUUCAAGUAGUAGUGGAAUUAUUAUUGACGGCCUAUGAAGAAUGAAAUAGCUCUCUCUCCCUGCUUCCUGGAUGUCCCAGGUCGUCAUUUGUGCUGUUUAGGCCCUAAGCCCCCGAUCCUACAUCAGUGUUCUGUUCCGGCUCGAUCUAGAUCUCCCGCAUGGGUCUUUUCGAGGCUGCUGGAACUGCGGUGUGUGGCGCUGGGAUUGAUGCGCACUGUGCAGCUAGGAGUGAGGGUGUGGGUGCCCACCAGGCAGACCAGGGAAGGUAGGAGGGGCACAGGGAGCUCUUGUCACCUGCCACCACUGCUUGCUCAUUUUGUUGCCUUCUGCCGGCCGCGGCCUGUUUCUCCUCUGUGAUCCCCUCUGCCACGUCUCACUGGUGUGGAACCAACCCAUUAGGCACUGAAACCUCUUAACACCGUGAGUCAGAGUAAACCUUUCCUCCUUUCAUGUUAGCUGUUUGGUAUUUUUGUCCCAGCAAUGAGGAGAAAGUAAACAUAGCCUACUCUAGUCACUUUGACAAGUGAAUUAUCUUCUUUUUCUGUGGUCUGUUUGUCAUUAUUCCUAGUGAUGGAACACUGCCCUAAAUAGUGGAUUUUGAAAGUCUUUCUCCAGGGACAGGGAUUUAGCUCAGUAGUUCCAGCACCUGCCUCGCAAGCACAAGGACCUGAGUUCGUUCCCCGGUACCAAAGAAAUAAAUAAAAAAAAUAAAGUUGCCUCUUUGAAAGUCUUUUCUCCAUACCUUAAAGAAGUAAACAAUUAUUUUUUCACCUUUCCCUUCAUGAUUAGUGCCUGUUAAGUUUGCAAAAUAUGGGUGAUCAGAACAUUUAAUAUGUAGUUUCAUCAAAUCUAUCCCCUAAUUUCUUUCUCAUCUGCCACCUUUCAGGUUACACAGCCGUAGGGUACUAUGGCUUCCUUAAUCUAAUUUCUUUGUUCUUAGACAUUCUGCAGUAAAUAUUGUAAUUUUUCAUUAACUUUCCAAAUUAUUCAGAAAUGUUGCUUGCUGUUCAAUUAAAGCUUCGUCUGUAAGACCAGGUUGAAGUUUCAAAAUGCUGUAAGAAUAGAGAAGGAGGAGAUCAACUCUCUGAAAUUAAGUUGACACAAAGGUGUUUUCUAUAAUCUCUGAGAGUAAUUCUUCAGAUAUUUAUCUACCUUACUUUUUUCACUUGCGUACUGAUUUUAUUUUCAUCUUCUGUGAACCAUGCUUUAGUGACAGUGUACAGUGAAUCUGGGUCUAACCAGCAGGAGAAGCGGUGUUCCCAUUCCACUGUUGCUGUAGCAGUGAGUUCCAGUGUGACAUCAAAAUUGCUGUGUGACCUCUGCGUGUGGAUGGAGGAUAGAGGUUUGAUGAUCAAGACAUCAAGGAAGCAUUUGGAAAACUCAGCCUCUAUCGGCUGUGUAUGAGGAGAGAUGAGACGGUUCAUGUUGUGAAUCUCACGCUUCUUUGUGGAAACACAUGUGUGAUGAUUUAGGAGGCUGUGACCUUCGAGGAUGUGGCUGUGAACUUCACCCAGGAGGAGUGGACUUUGCUGGAUCCAUCGCAAAAGAAGCUCUACAGAGAUGUGAUGUGGGAAACCUUUAGGAACCUGGCUGCCAUAGGAAGAAGCUCAAGUGACCAGCACAUUGAAGAUGAGUACAAAACUUGCAGGAAAAGUCUAAGAAGUGGAGAGGGACAGAAAUCCUGUCAAUAUAAAUUACGGUACCAAGGUGGAGAAAUGGUGGUUCAUCUUCCAGGUACAAAUGUGUGCAUGAAACUCCUACGUAUAAAUCCAGGUGGGAGCCUCUGCCCUAGAAGGCACCUGACCGGUCCUUCCUCAGCAGAUGGGCCCGUCACAGCCAACGCUGGACUCAAAUCACCUGAGCAGCAGGGAUUUCAGGAGAGGCUGUCCAACCGUAACACACAUGGGAAAACCUGCCCGAUUCUUCAGUCCUUACAGAUACGUGUCGGGACAGCUCUUGGGGAGAAACCCCAUGAACUUAUCCCACCUGGAAACUCCUACUCUGGUUGCACUGGUGAAAGUGCCACUGAAGAGAAGCCAUUUGUACACAAGCAAGAUGCGAAAUCAUUCGUUACACCCGGCGAUGCCCAGAUCAGGGAAGGAGGUCACAGUGAAGGGAACACGUAUAGAUGUCUACCACGCGGAACAGGUCUUAAUCCUCACUGGGAUAUUCAGACACUUGAAAAACCUGAUGUUGGAGGAAAACACUACGGAAAAUCUUUCACUAAAAACACUCCAUGUAAUCACGAAAGAGCUGUCGUGGAGGAGAAACCCUAUGUAUGUAAACAAUGUGGGAAGACUUUCCGCACAUACACUCACUGUCAGAGACAUGAGCGGACUCACACUGGGGAGAAACCCUACGUGUGUGAGCAAUGUGGGAAAGCGUUCAGCAGACAAGAUAGCUGGAGACUACAUGAAAGGACGCACAGUGGUGAGAAACGUUAUGUAUGUAAGCAGUGUGGGAAAGCUUUUCACACACACAGUCAUUGUCAAACACAUGAACGGAUUCACACUGGGGAGAAACCCCAUGUAUGUAAACAGUGUGGGAAAGCUUUCAGCAGACCCAGUAAUUGUCAGAGACAUGAGCGGACUCACACUGGGGAGAAACCGUAUGUAUGUAAGCAGUGUGGGAAAGCUUUCAGUACACGUGCUGUUUGUAAAACACAUGAAUGUACUCACACUGAGAAAAAACCUUACGUAUGUAAGCAGUGUGGGAAUGUUUUCACCACACACAGUUAUUUUCAAAUACAUAAAAGGAUUCACUGUAGGGAGAAACCCUAUGUAUGUAGACAAUGUGGAAAAGCUUUCCACACGCAGAGUCAUUGUCAAAAACAUGAAUGGAUUCACGCUGGGUUGAAACCCUAUGUAUGUAAGCAGUGUGGGAAAGCAUUCAGCACACGUGCUGUUUGUCAGACACAUGAACGGAUUCACACUGGGGAGAAACCCUAUGUAUGUAAGCAAUGUGGGAAAGCUUUCAACACACACAGUAAUUGUCAAACACAUGAAAGGACACACACGGGGGAGAAACCUUAUGUAUGUAAGCAGUGUGGGAAAGCUUUCAGCAGACCUGUAAUUGUCAAACACAUGAAAGGACUCACAGUAGGGAGAAACCCUAUUUGUGUAAGCAAUGUGGGAAAGCUUUUAGCACACAUACUAUUUGUCAAAGACACGAACGGACUCACACUGGGGAGAAGCCCUACCAUUGUAAGCAAUGUGGGAAAGGUUUCCACACACACAGUAAUUGCCAAACACAUGAGCAGAAUCACACUGGGGAGAAACCUUAUGUAUGUAAACAGUGUGGGAAAGCUUUCAGCACACAGGGUAAUUGUAAAA